CGCCUUUGACUCCUUCACUCUUUCUAUUGACAGUCGUCAUGCCUCAUGUUCAGGAAUUAGGUAUGGAAGUGCCAGAUAGCCCUCAAUGCGAUCCCCAGAAGAUCCGCAUCAUUCACGUUGGCAUGGGCGCUGCAGGCAUGCUCUGCGCGUUCAAGGCCCGGAAGAUGCUAAAGAACUUUGAACUCGUGUGCUAUGAGAAAAACGAUUCUGUUGGUGGCACAUGGUAUGAAAACCGAUAUCCAGGUUGCGCAUGCGAUAUUCCAGCGCAUACGUAUACAUUUCCUUGGUUUCCGAAUCCGGAUUGGAGUGGUUACUACGCGUACGCGCCCGAAAUUCAUGAGUACUUUUUGAGGUUCUUUCAUGAGAACAAGCUAGAGCCAUACGUCAAAACUGGAAUAGAGGUCACGGGGGCCGAAUGGGACAGCAUGAAAGGCAUAUGGACGGUCGAGUUGAAGAACCGCAAAGAUGGCAGCAUCUUCUAUGACACCUGCAAUGUCUUGAUCAACGGAUCUGGCGUUCUCACAAAGUGGAAGUGGCCAUCCAUCCCAGGUUUACACGACUUCAAGGGAGUGCUCGCACAUACAGCAAACUGGCCCGAGGGCCUAGACUGGAGUGGCAAGCGAGUGGCGGUCAUAGGCACUGGCAGCUCUUCAAUUCAGACCGUGCCCAAAGUCGCAGAAACAGCUUCGAAGCUUACCGUCUUUAUGCGCAACAAGACUUACAUAGCUCCCCAAUUUGGCGCCAACAUCACGAACACAGAAGCGGAUCCGGACGCUCAGGAUCCCGCGGCUGCUGGGAAACAUCGAUAUACGGAAAAGGAGAAGAAACGGUUCCGAGAAGAUCCAGAAUACUUGCAAGCCUAUCGCACGCGUAUGGAGAGCUCAUUCGCGGGAGGAUGGUCCAUGUUCUAUCGAGGCUCCGAACUGAACUUGAAGUUCAAGGAGUUUACGCAAAACCAAAUGAGGGAACGUCUAGGCACACGCGACGACAUCAAGGAUUUGCUCAUUCCUAAUUGGAGCCCCGGAUGCCGCCGGUUGACUCCAGGGGAGGGCUACCUCGAAGCUUUAACAAGGGACAAUGUCGAAACUAUCUGGGGUGAGAUUUCAAAGGUUACCGAGAAAGGUCUGGUGACGGAGUCGGGACGAGAGGUGGAAGUAGACAUACUCAUUUGCGCGACUGGAUUCGACGUUCAAUAUCUCCCGCACUUCCGCAUCAAGGGCAUUGGCGGCCGAAUCAUGCAGGAACAAAAAGAUCCCAACAUAUACGCCUCGAUAGCCCAUCCUGGCUUCCCCAAUUACUUCGUCAUUAACGGCCCGCGAGGAAAUUGGGGUCAAGGCUGCGCUUUGCCGUCGCACGAGGUGCAGGUUGAAUACGCGAUCCAAUGCGCGAAGAAGAUGCAAGAGGACCGGAUCAAGUCCAUGCAUCCGAAGCAGAAUGUGACAGAUCAGCUGAACGCGUAUGAAGACGCAUGGCACGCGAAGCACUCCAUCUGGUCGGAGGAUUGUAGAUCGUGGUACAAGGACAACACGAAGGACGGAAGGGUGUAUAUCUGGUCGGGAUCGAUGCUGCAUCAUCUAAAGUUCAUGAAGCGGCCGCGAUAUGAACAUUACGAGAUUGAGUACAACGAUCCGGACAACAUAUUUGCCUUUCUAGGAAACGGAAGGACAAUUAGCGAAGACAAGUACGCUCCAAACAUUCCCGUUCCUUACAUCCGGAACAGGGAGGACGUGGUUUGGGACAUUGAGUAGUUGAGACCCUGCUUGGGAUAUUCUUUACUGUACACAUAUGUAUGUACAUGUAUAUGAGCC
Verruconis gallopava is the source of this 1808-nucleotide messenger RNA. RefSeq lists its product as uncharacterized. The record is from RefSeq and is a predicted model, not a curated record. Gene Ontology annotation, molecular function: flavin adenine dinucleotide binding; NADP binding; N,N-dimethylaniline monooxygenase activity. NCBI's taxonomy places the organism in Eukaryota, Fungi, Ascomycota, Dothideomycetes, Venturiales, Sympoventuriaceae. The transcript is spliced from 3 exons. The coding region runs from base 39 to 1748 and encodes 569 amino acids.